Molecule: messenger RNA, 1940 nt
Organism: Larimichthys crocea (large yellow croaker)
Lineage: Eukaryota; Metazoa; Chordata; Actinopteri; Sciaenidae
Exons: 2
Coding region: 146-859 (237 amino acids)
Source: RefSeq, a predicted model, not a curated record
UAAAAGUUCGUAUUAAAAGGUUAACAACGUCAACGGUGUCCUUCUUGCUCUCUAACCGGAGUACGCUCACAGGUGAAGAAUCCCCAGCACAACAGUUUUCCCUCAUUAAUUCCCCAAUAUUGGUCUCUUCACUCGCGACGGUGAAAUGGACAGGCGGGUAACGAUGGCCGCGGACGGCGGCGCGCUCGGCGCGAGAGAGCGACAUCUUCCCGCGCAUCUCGAAAGCUACCAGACAAGCUCGCCACCCGAGACAGUGGAAAUCACUGAGUUCAGCAGUUGGAGAGAUCUGGUCAGGGCUACUCAGCAGUCACUUCAUGGGGCGGCGGCUGACUCUUCUUCGCCUCUGUGUGACCUUCGAGAUGCAGAAGUCCACCUGCUAAAGACCAGCCAAGCAGAUUGCUUCUCCGAGGAAGUCAGAUGUCUCAGAGCUGGCAAGCCUGUGCCCCCCAGCAGUAAACUGAGUGCGCUUGCUCCGGAACUAGACCCUGAAAUGGGUCUUAUACGUGUUGGAGGACGCCUGCGCCGCUUAGACAGCUCGAGCCCCACUGACAUUCACCUGAUACUGCUCGAUCCACAUCAUGCAGUUACCAAGCUCCUCAUUAAGGACAUGGAUACUCAACUACACCACCCUGGGCCUGACAGGGUGUUUGCAGAGAUGAGGCGUCGUUACUGGAUUCUGUGGGGAAUGCAGGCUAUUAAGAAGUAUCAGAGAACUUGUGCGGGCUGUGUGAAGUGGAGAGGGAAGCCAGUGGUGCCGAGGAUGUCAGAUCUGCCGUCUGCGGCUGCUCAAGCCUCCAUUCUUCUCAACAGGCGUGGACUGCUUUGGGCCAUACAUGGUCAAGGCUGGGAGGCGAAGUGAAAAGCGCUGGGGGAUUAUUUUUAAAUGUCUCACGACGCGGUGUAUCCACCUGGAUCUGCUCACCAGUCUCGACACAGAUGCUUUCCUCCUAGCACUGAGACGGUUCAUCGCCCAGAGGGGCACACCCUUUGAGGUACUCUCUGACCAGGGGACUAACUUCAGAGGUGCAGAUAAGGAGCUAAAGGAGGCCUUUGCAGCGAUGGAGUCACAGUUGCAGGAGAGGCUUGUAGGAAAACAGAUAAAAUUCUGUUUUAACCCACCUGCAUCUCCCCACUUUGGUGGUGUCUGGGAGCGCGAGAUUCAGUCAGUCAAGAAAUCCCUACAAGUGGUCAUAGGUGCACAAGUGCUCCAAGAAGAGGUUCUGCUCACACUUCUCAUUGAGGUGGAAGGCAUCCUCAAUGCCAAGCCUUUAGGAUAUAUAUCCUCAGAUAGAGAUCCGGACCCAGUGACGCCUAGCAUGUUGUUGAUGGGGCGGCAGGAUGCCUCUCUCCCACAAGUCACCUAUGCUCCUGACAAGCUCACUAGGAGGCGCUGGCGUCAUUGCCAGAUGAUGGCGGACCACUUCUGGACACAGUUAAUCAGAAACUACUUACCCACCCUUCAAACCCACCAGAGGUGGCGCCAACACACAGAUCAUCUCCUCCUGGACACAGUUGUGAUGAUUGUUGAUCCUCAGCUUCCACGUGCUCACUGGCCAACGGGAAUGGUGGUCAAGCUGAAUGCAAGUGACGAUGGAUGUAUACGAACAGCUGAGGUCAGAGUUGGAAAGAAGACUUACCUGAGACCGGUGGCUCGGCUGGUCCAGCUAUCAGCUCUUCCUGAAGGUAAUCCUGGUUAAAGGACUCUAGCGGGAAUUUAUGGGUUUGUUACAAAAUAGCCAUGCUAUUUAGGGGGUGGCUGUUAUAAAUUCCCUUAGCGAAUAGUUAUAUGCAUAUAAGUAAUAUGUUAAUUUGUUUAAAUAUAAGCUUGAUUUGAAUAUCUGCGUAAUUUCAGUCAGGCCUCUUUCAGUUAGUCUGUUUGGAGUCAGGCAGUUUACGGGGUCAGCUAUGUUUACAUUGUGGGGGGUCCUAUUGGAGUUAGC